This is a messenger RNA of Scophthalmus maximus (turbot), 3552 nucleotides long. It is a transcript of the gene tert, whose product is annotated as telomerase reverse transcriptase. Gene Ontology annotation, biological process: telomere maintenance via telomerase. Lineage: Eukaryota; Metazoa; Chordata; Actinopteri; Pleuronectiformes; Scophthalmidae. Gene Ontology annotation, cellular component: telomerase catalytic core complex. Gene Ontology annotation, molecular function: telomeric repeat DNA binding; telomerase RNA binding. Bases 113 to 3517 code for a protein of 1134 amino acids. The record is from RefSeq and is a predicted model, not a curated record. The transcript is spliced from 15 exons.
CGGGCCCUUGAAACGACAAAUAUGACUGGCCGUCAACUUCAUUACUACGCGUUUCACCCAUUUCACCGUCACAUGUCCUGAGUGGUAAGUCCGGCGGGUUCACACUGUCAGUAUGUCGACGACCGAAUGGUCCGCGGUGCUCGACAUCCUCCGGUCACUUUAUCGGCACAUACAGACACUGGAGGAGUUUGCGGACGGCAUCGUGUACAGAGAGGGACAGAGGGCGAUGCUGCUGGAACCGUCAGACACAAAUCGCUUCAAGUCAUUCGUCCGGGGUGUUUACGUCUGCGUUGACAAGGAGCUACAGCAAGUGCCAAGCCGCAGCCAGAUCUGCACUCUGCCUGAACUGCUGGCCUUUGUCCUUAACAGUUUGAAAAGAAAAAGAAAAAGAAACGUCCUGGCACACGGGUACAACUUUCUGUCCUUGGCUCAGGAGGAGCGGGAUGCAGACCAUUUCAAAUUCCAAGGAGAUAUAACUCAAAGUGCUGCUUACAUCCAUGGCAGCGACUUGUGGAAGAAAGUCACAGUACGUCUCGGCACGGAUAUCACGCGGUACUUGUUGGAGAGCUGCUCUGUGUUCGUGGCGGUCCCUCCUUCAUGUGUUUUCCAGGUGAGCGGCAUUCCUGUGUAUGACAGGGUGUCCAUGGCGACUCCCUCUGCUGGAUUUUAUCUCCAGCCUCGUUGCAGGAAGUUUGGAAGGUGUCAAGGGUCAGUGACCCUGAAACGGAGACACAGAGUUGAGAAUCCUACAGGCUGCAAGCGGAGCAACAUAAAGAUUGUGAGAGUGAGUAGGUGGAAAAGAAAGAGAGAAACUGAUCAGAAGGAUGAGGUGGAGGUCAUGAUGAGUUCAGGAAAGAGAAGACGCGUAGGACAGCAAGAACCCAACCAAGGGAGCUCUUUCUCUGUCAUAGAGGAGGAAGGGCAGCCCACGUCUGUGGAACAAACACUAUCCAUGAAGCCUUUGGAAAAUGGCAGUGCCACUUCUAAACAGCCUGCUGAAAUGCAAGCAUCAAUAAUUCCCUUGGAGGGAGGACCCAGUUGGAGAUCAGGGGUUUUCCCCCCUUUACCGCCUUCGCAAUGCUUCAUCCGCACGCUGGGAGUCCUGUACGGGGGAAGGGGAAUGCGAAGCUUUCUUCUCAACAGGAAAAAGAAGAGCGCUGUUGGAUCCAGAAGGCUACAAGGGCAAGAUUUAGUAAGAAUAGUCUUCUUUGAGGGACUGGCUUAUCUAAAUGGGCAAGAGAGAAAGCCAAAGAAACUCCCCCAGCGCUUUUUCAACAUGGUCCCUCUGUUCAGUCAGCUGUUGCGCCAACACAGAAGAUGUCCGUACUGCAGAAUUCUACAGAGGAUCUGUCCACUGGUGGAGGAGAGAGAUGCAGAACAAGGAGAACUGAUAUCCCACUUGCGUCAACACUGUGGACCUCACCGGGUCUACCUGUUUGUCAGGGAGUGCCUCUCGGCUGUGAUCCCACCUGAGCUGUGGGGCUCCGACCACAACCGCCUUACUUUCCUUGCAAGGGUCAGGGGCUUCCUGCGCAGCAGCAAGUUUGAGAGGCUCUCCCUGGCUGAACUCAUGUGGAAGAUGAAGGUGAAUGACUGUAGUUGGCUGAAGAUCAGUAAGACGGGCAGGUUCCCGCCUAGUGAGCUGUCAUAUCGGACACAGAUCCUGGGUCAGUUCCUGGCUUGGGUUCUGGAUGGCUAUGUUGUUAGCCUCGUCCGAGCCUGCUUCUAUGUCACUGAGAGCGUGGGCCAGAAGAAUGACCUCAGGUUCUACAGACAGGAAGUCUGGGCCAAACUGCAGGAGCUAGCCUUCAGAGGUCACCUUUCCAAGGGUCAGAUGGAGGAGUUGACUCCGGCACAGGUGGCAUCCCUCCCCAAAGCCACGGUCAUCUCCCGCAUUCGCUUCAUUCCAAAGACUGAUGGCAUGAGGCCUAUCACACGAGUCAUAGGAGCAGAUGCCAAAACAAGGAUUUACAGAGGGCGUGUGCGGGAUUUGCUGGACAUGCUGCGGGCCUGUGUGCGCUGCACUCCAUCUCUCCUGGGCUCCACAGUGUGGGGGAUGACGGAUAUCCACAAGGUUUUGCGCUCUUUGGCCGUGGCGCAGAAGGACAAACCACAACCUCUCUACUUCGUUAAGGUGGAUGUGAGUGGAGCCUACGAGAGUCUGCCUCAUGACAAACUCAUUGAGGUGGUUCGCCAGGCCCUGUCACCUGUCCAGGAUGAACUCUUUACCAUCCGCCGCUACGCCAAAAUCUGGGCUGAUUCUCACGAAGGCCUGAAAAAGGCCUUUGUUAGACAGGCAGAUUUCUUGGAGGACAACAUAGGAUCCACCAACAUGAAAGGGUUCGUGAUGUCACUGCAGAAAAGAGGAAAAGUUCAUCACGCCAUACUGGUAGAGCAGCAUUUCUGCUCAGAUCUUCACGGCAGAGAAGCGUCACAGUUAUUCUCCCAAAUGCUAACUGGCAGUGUUGUUCAGUUUGGGAAGAAAAAAUACCGUCAGUGCAGAGGAAUUCCUCAGGGAUCGGUUGUGUCCAGUCUGCUCUGCUGUCUGUGCUACGGUCACAUGGAGAAUGUCCUGUUCAAAGAUAUUACAGGAAACAAAGGGUGUCUGAUGAGGCUGGUGGAUGACUUCCUUCUGAUCACCCCACACUUACAUGAAGCACAAACGUUCCUUGAGAUUUUGCUGGCUGGUGUACCAGAGUAUGGUCUCGUGGUCAACCCUCAGAAGGUGGUGCUCAACUUUCAGGUGUCAGGAAGCGCGGACUCCUGUCCAGACAUCCGCGUGCUGCCCCCUCACUGCCUCUUCCCCUGGUGUGGACUGCUGCUGGACACACACUCGCUUGACGUCUACAAAGACUAUUCCAGCUAUGCAGGCCUGUCUCUGCGCUACAGCCUCACUUUGGGCUCCUUCCACUCAGCGGGAAAGCAGAUGAAGAGGAAACUGAUGGCCAUCCUCAGACUCAAAUGCCACGCCCUGUUCUUGGACCUGAAGACCAACUCUCUGGAGGCGGUCUACAAGAACAUCUACAAGCUGGUGCUGCUUCACGCUUGCAGGUUCCAUGUGUGUGCCCGGAGUUUGCCCUUUGGCCAGAUGGUUGCUAAGAACCCGGUCUACUUCCUGCAGAUGAUAUGGGACAUGGCCCAGUACGCCAAUCAUCUCAUCAGGCACAGCAACAAAGGCAACAUUCCCCGCCUCAUAUUGUUGCAUCUGGAUAAAGUAGUACGAACAGUUCAAAACUUAUUUUCACAUCUUUCUUCCCCUCUUCUGUUUUCUCCAGGAUUGAUUUUAGGCAGUGAGGCUCAGACAGGCAUUGUGCAGUAUGAAGCGGUGGAGCUUAUUUUCUGUCUGUCCUUCGUGCUGGUGCUGUCACAACACCGCCCUCUGUACAAGGACCUGCUGCCACACCUGCACAAACGGAAGCGCAGUCUUGAGCGGUGUCUGGGGGAUCUGAGGUUGGCCAGGGUCAGACAGGCCACCAACCCCAGGACCCCAGUUGAUUUUUUGGCCAUCCAGAUGUAGACUACUAGCCCCAGUUACACAGCUUCCAACAACCA